This is a messenger RNA of Megalopta genalis, 4378 nucleotides long. The record is from RefSeq and is a predicted model, not a curated record. Lineage: Eukaryota; Metazoa; Arthropoda; Insecta; Hymenoptera; Halictidae.
GGUGUUGCGCCGUCGCAGAGGCUAGAGGUCUCCGCCUCGAGGUGUCAGGACGAUAUUUCGUGCGGUUAGUUGGCGCGCGGGGCCCCGGUGACUGGGACGGCCACUACAGGCGCUCUGUAUCAAAGGGUAGACAGGAGACAGGGCCGAAGCGAGAGAGAACAAAAAUAAGAAAAAAAGUAAAAAGAAACAACGGGAUAAUAUAAGCUUGUAGGGAAACACGGAGUGACGACGACCACACAGUGACGACGACGAACACGACCGAAAAUUCUGAUCUGUAGAGCAAAGAUAUAUAUAUAUAUAUAUAUAUAUCGCAACAUCGCAUAUCGCAUAUAAUAUCCGCUGGUUCGAUCGUCGGGCCUCUCGCGAGCGAGAGUCUCCGAUCAGAAAGUGCGCGCGCGCGAGGAUCCCGUCGGGAGCGGCCAAAGGUGUGCGGCCAGGACCCAUUCGAACGAGAGUUACAGGAUUUUCUAUCGCGACCGCACCGAUCCGACCGUCGACACCCUCCGGAACCCCUUGGAUACCUAAGGAGCUGCCUCAAAUCGAAUAAGGAGGCCUCCGUCUCGCAAUAGGAGGCGCGGUCGCGAUCCACGCGGAUCGAGGGUGAUAAGGAUAGGUUGGAUGGUGCCGCGGGUCGGCGCCGUUUGAACCAAUCUCGAGGAGGAUCGGUCCUGGUCCGGCUCGUCGAACGUGAACGAGAAGAAGGCCCGUGAAGGGAGGGUGGCUCGCCACCCCCGUGAGAUUUCGCGGUAAAGGGGAGUAGAGGUGCGAAAGGCGACCCGUCGCCAUGGGGGUCGCCGACGAUUUCGCGCCGAGCUUCACCCAGAAGCCGCAGCUCAGGCAGGAGGACGACGGGAAUCGUCUGAUCUUCGAGUGUCAGCUGGUCAGCGCCCCGAAACCGGAGAUAUCAUGGUUCCGGGGCGAGACCGAGCUCAGCCCGGACGGCAGGACCAACUUCAAGAUGCAGAGCGUCGGGACCAACAAGUUCAUGGUCGUCCUGGAGCUAGACGACGUCAUCGAGACGGACGCGGGCCUCUACAAGGUCAAGGCCAAGAACAAAAUGGGCGAGGUCGCGGCUUCGAUUAAUCUUAAUUUCAGUCCUGUCGACGAGCCUAGGGAGAAACAAAUCGACGGCAUCGCGCCAACUUUCGCGAAAAAGCCCGCAAUCAGACAGGAGGACGAUGGUAAACGACUACUUUUCGAAUGUCGCAUCACAGCCGAUCCCACGCCAAAAGUUACGUGGUUUCACGAUGGAAGUAUGGUCAAAGACUCACCGAGGCACAAGCUGACCGUCGACAAAGAUGGCCACUCGUACUUCGCGACGCUGGAAAUUAAGAAUGUGACCGUCGAGGAUGCUGGCAAAUACAAGGUCACCGCGAAGAACGAGCUCGGCGAGUCUAACGCCACCAUUUCCUUAAACUUCGACAGCGACGAGGCGCCCGUACCCGACGACGGUAUUAAACCGACCUUCACCGAACGACCGGUAAUAAGGCAAUCCGACGACGGUAACACCAUCACCUUCGAAUGCCGACUAGUCGGCGAUCCGAAACCGAGUGUCAAGUGGUAUCACGGUACCGAAGAGGUGAGAGAAGGAGGAAGAUUCAGCAUGUCGCUGGAACUCGACCAGAAGCUGUACCACCUCGUCCGAUUGAAGAUCGACAACGUGGCGAAAGGGGACGCCGGCGAGUACAGAGCACUCGCGACGAACAAGCACGGACAGGGGGUGGCGACGAUUAAUCUCAACUUCGAGGGGGGCGACAAGCUAAAAAUACCGGACGGUAAGCCGCCGCGUUUCCCGAAGAAACCGACGAUCCGACAGGAGGGCGACAUCCUGAUUAUGGAGUGUAUCCUGGAAGCGCACCCGGUACCGGACAUUACGUGGUACCAGGGACAAAAACCGAUCACCGACAGCACCCGCGUCAAGAUGUCGCGCAAGGCCACCGGAAAGGACACGUAUUUGCUCACGCUCGAGAUCUCGAAUCCGACGAAGGCGGACGGCGGAAAUUACCGGUGCAACGCGUUUAACAACUUCGGCGAGAGUAACGCCAACAUCUCCCUCAACUUUCAAGAGGAGGGGCCCGGUUUCGCGCCGUCGUUCGUCGAGAAACCGCGUAUCAUUCCGAACGAAACCGGCACCCUGAUCACGAUGAAGUGCAAGUGCAAGGCGAACCCGAAGCCGGAGGUGACGUGGUACCGCGGGACCAACGUGGUCAAGGAGUCCUCCAAGAUCUCGAUCAAGACCAAGACCGUCGAGGAGGACGUCUACGAACUGAUUAUGGAGAUCAAGGAUCCUUCGGCGCCGGACGGUGGCACUUACAGGUGUCACGUGAAGAACGAAUACGGCGAGAGCAACGCCAACUUGAACCUGAACAUCGAAGCAGAGCCUGAACCAGAGGGUGACGGACCAACGUUCGUCGAGAAGCCUCGCAUCCAGUCCCAGGACCAGGGCAAGCUCGUGAUAAUGGACUGCAAAGUGAAAGCGAAACCGAAACCGGAGAUCGUGUGGACCCACGCGGGCAAGGUGGUCAAAGAGUCCUCGAAGAUCUCGAUCAGCAUCGUUCAAGAGAAGGAGGACAUCUAUUACAUCAAGCUGACCUUGAACGACCCAAGCCCGGAGGACUCCGGCUUGUACAAGUGCAACAUCAAGAACGAACUCGGCGAGCUGAACGCCAAUCUCACGCUCAACGUAGAAAUUGUACCGGUGAUCAAGGAGAAGCCGAAGGUGAUCAAGAUCGUGAAGAAGAGGACAGUGGUGGUCGAGUGCCACGUUCUGUCCAAAUUCACGCCGGACUGCACCUGGUUCAAAGAGACGCAAGCAGUGAAGCAGGACACGAGGCACAAAGUGCACGUGGAACAAGUGAAAGAGGGAGAGUUCGCUGUGAAAUUGGAGAUCGAACAAGUAUCGUCCUCCGACAAGGGUGUGUACAAAUUGGUUGCCCGUAAUGAGAAAGGUGAGGCGACGUCACAGGUCGUCGAGGUCACGGACAUCAUGGACGAGGGCGAGAAGCCGAAGAUAGCCUCCGGUUUGAAGUCGGUGACGAUAGAGGAAGGCAAAACGAUCGAGCUUAUAGCCAGUCUGGCGAAAGCGGACCGCAAGGUGACCAUCUCGUGGUACAGAGACUCCACGGUGGUGAAAUCCUCCAAGGACAUCAUGAUAUCCUUCAACGCCACGGACAUGAAGAUGACCAUCACGUCCGCCUCCACUUCGUACUCCGGAACCUACAAGGUCGUCGUCAGCAACGAGUUCGGCGAGGACCAGUCGUCGGCUCGCGUGGUCGUCAAGAAGAAAGAGGAAGAGAAGAAGGAGGAAGAGGAAGAAGAGAAGAAGAAGAAGAAGGUCGAGGAGAAGAAGGAGGAGGAGAAGAAGGAGGAGAAGAAAGAGGAGAAGAAGGAGGAGAAGAAGGAGGAGAAGAAAGUGGAGAAGAAGGAAGAGAAGAAGGAGGAGAAGAAGGAGGAGAAGAAGGCCGAGAAAAAGGUCGAGAAGAAAGAGGAGAAGAAGGAAGAGAAGAAGGAGGAGAAGGUAAAGAGUACGAUCUGGAGCGACGAAGGGGAGUCCGAUUACGAUGAGAGCAUCAUUGAGGAGGAGGAGGAGGAUGACGAAGAAGUGGUGAGUGUAAUCGAAUCCAGCGUCGCGGAGCCGAUUAUCGAGGAACCUGACUCAGAAACAGUAUCACAGAUCGAGGACUUACCCGACAACAAACCGAACGGUAUCGACAAACCUGGUCUCAAGAAGAAACUGGAAGUGAUUCAGAAGAAACCAGAAGAGAAAAUUGCGGAGAAGAAGGAAGUGGAGAAGAAAAAGAUUGUGAAAAAAGAGGAAGAAAAGAAAGAGGAGGCCAUGCUGAAGGCGGAGAAAACCGUGUCUCGCAAGCAGUCCAUUAGCCGAGUGGAAGAACUGCGAACGGAAAGCCGAAGGAGCUCUUUGGUGUCGACGGAGGAAAAGGCCGAAGAGGAGUACAAAUCGGAGAGCAGGCGGUCUUCGAUCGUGAAGAAGGAGAAGGUGACGGCAGAAAAGACAGCUAGAGAGGGCCCGAGAUUAUGGUCCGCGAUCACGGUCGUUCGAGACACGAAGGGCACAUCGAACGUGCGGCGUGUAUCGCUCACGCGCGAAAGAGCAAGCAUGAAGGACACGAUUAACGAGGCGUUGCUCAAUCUUAAGCCAUACACACGCAGAUCUCUUCCAGAGGUGGAGGUCGCUCUUCUGCCACGGGUUAACCUUAGAAAGAGUUCGCUGAUCAGAAACGGCGAGGACAAAGCAGCGCGUACACCUAAGCCGCAAUCGUCAGACGAUGAAAUUGAGGACAUUUGGGCGGACAGACCGAAGGAUCGCGAGUUUAAAUCUAUUAGACGGCACGAGGUACGAUAAACAGUAAAUUCUCCC